Molecule: messenger RNA, 1702 nt
Organism: Trifolium pratense (red clover)
Lineage: Eukaryota; Viridiplantae; Streptophyta; Magnoliopsida; Fabales; Fabaceae
Product: cytochrome P450 CYP736A12-like
Exons: 2
Coding region: 86-1606 (506 amino acids)
Molecular function (GO): heme binding; oxidoreductase activity, acting on paired donors, with incorporation or reduction of molecular oxygen; iron ion binding
Source: RefSeq, a predicted model, not a curated record
GUUGUUAACACUAACACAAGACCAUAAAUCAUAUCAUAUAAAUACAUUAAAAACUUCAUACCAAUUUUCAAUCAACCAAGCAACCAUGUUACCUCUAACAUUAGCUAUUCCUUCCAUACUCUUUCUAAUAUUCAUUUUGAUUUUAUUUCAUCCAAAACAUCAUCAACAACAUAAUAAAAAUCAUCCACCUGGUCCUAAACCUUUUCCAAUUAUUGGCAACCUUCACAUCCUUGGAAAUCUCCCACAUCGUACCCUUCAAUCCCUUGCCCAAAAAUAUGGACCAAUCAUGUUAUUAAAACUAGGAAAAAUUCCAACAAUUGUAGUUUCAUCUCCCAAAUCAGCUGAACAAUUUCUCAAAACACAUGACACUAUUUUUUGUAGUAGACCAAACCUUCAACUCUCCGAACACAUGUGGUACGGUGGAAAAGGAUUAGGCUUAGCUCCAUAUGGGCCGUAUUGGCGCAAUAUGAGGAAACUAUGUACUUUGCAUCUUUUGAGUAGUUCGAAAGUUGAGAUGUUCGCGCCUCUGAGAAGCGAGGAAUUGAAGAUUAUGUUAAAGUCCGUUGAGAAAGCUGCGACUUUAGGUGAAGUUGUGAAUCUAAGUGAGAUGAUUGGUGAGGUUGUAGCGAAUAUUACUUACAAGAUGGUUUUGGGAUGUAAUAAGGAUAGUGAUUUGGAUUUGAAGGGACUUAUUCGUGAAACAAUGAACUUGGCUGGAAGUUUUAAUUUGACAGAUUUUUUGCCUUGGCUAAGCAUCUUUGAUAUUCAGGGACUAACAAGUCAAAUGAAGAAAAUAAACAAGGAAUUUGAUCAAAUUGUGGAGAAGAUAAUCAAAGAUCAUGAGCAUGACAUGAAAAAAGAUCCUCACCAUAAGGACUUUAUUGAUGUGUUACUAUCAUUAAUGGAUCAACCAAUGGAUCCUAAUGAUGAAGAACAAAAACAUGUCAUUGAUAGAACUAAUAUCAAAGCUAUUAUAUUAGACAUGAUUGCUGCAUCAUUAGACUCAUCUUCAACAACAAUUGAAUGGGCCAUGUCCGAACUCUUAAGGAAUCCAAAUGUGAUGAAGAACCUUCAAAAUGAGCUAGAAAAUGUGGUAGGUUUGAAUAAUAAGGUAAGAGAAAAUGAUUUUGAAAAAUUACCUUAUCUUAAUAUGGUAUUGAAGGAGACAUUUAGAUUACAUCCAUCUGGACCAUUGCUAACACCUCGUGAGUGUCUAAAAGAUGUUACAAUUGAUGGAUACUAUAUAAAGAAAAAUUCUAGGAUAAUAAUAAAUGCUUGGGCAUUAGGAAGAGAUCCUGAAUUUUGGACGAAUAAUUGUGACAUGUUUUAUCCUGAGAGAUUUGUGAAUAGUAAUGUAGAUUUUCGAGGACAAGAUUUUCAACUUAUUCCAUUUGGAUCGGGUCGUAGAGGGUGUCCUGGAAUUCAAUUAGGCCUAAAUACUGUUAGUCUUGUUGUGGCCCAAUUGGUACAUUGCUUUGAUUGGGAACUUCCAUUUGGUAUGUCUUCUAAUGACUUGGAUAUGACCGAGAAAUUUGGACUCUCAAUGCCAAGAUGUAAUCCCUUGCUAGCCCAUCCAACAACUCGAAUUCAAAAUUGUGAUAUAUAGUUAAAGAAUUUAUAUGUAUCUAGUUUAUAACAUAGUUAAAAUAAAGGUUUUGAUAUGUUAAUGUUUUGAAUAUGUAAGAAUCUUAGUGUUGAUUCA